Lactuca virosa is the source of this 746-nucleotide messenger RNA. Lineage: Eukaryota; Viridiplantae; Streptophyta; Magnoliopsida; Asterales; Asteraceae. The record is from the annotation of a GenBank genome assembly.
UUCCUAUUCGGCAUCGCUUCCAACAAUUAGCACACAAACAGACUCAAGGUGUUGUUGCAUGAGUAAGAUAGAUUAAUUCAAUAAAGCAAUAAUGAGUUGCAAUGGCUGCAGAAUUCUUCGAAAGGGUUGCAACGAGAACUGCAUUCUCAGACAAAGUCUCUGUGCCAUCGAAAGUGCUCAAGCUCAAGCCAACGCCACUUUGUUCGUUGCCAAAUUUUUCGGCCGUGCCGGCCUUAUGUCCUUCCUCUCCUCCGUCCCUGAGCACCAACGACCUGGUUUAUUUCAGUCUUUACUGUUCGAAGCCUGCGGCCGGACGGUGAAUCCAGUGAACGGAGUAGUCGGACUGCUGUGGACAGGAAACUGGCACGUCUGUGAAUCAGCUGUAGAGACGGUGCUCCGAGGUGGAAGCAUACAUCCCAUGCCGGAGCUAUUUUCAUUCGGAUCUACUCAAGUGACAACGGAAAGCGACAAUGCAUCAGAAGCUAUCAACUGCAACUUUGAUGAAGCUGCUAAACUGAACCCGGAGGAUCUCAAACUUGGAAUUACUGGAUCCGCUUUCAUGACUGAUGCUAGAAGGAGCUCCGGCGACGGUGGAAGUAGUAAUCAGUGGACGGAAAAGCUGAUAAAGGUGACAUCUACAGAUGUAUCUGAAACGACGACGUUGGAGAGCAGUAGCCGUUCAAAUUGUAGUGAAAAGAAGCUUCUGAGACUUUUCUUGUGAUAAGAGCAAUGAAUUAUGGCCAAUG